CGGCAAGCAGACGUAGGCAUCGCGUAAUGGUAGGUCAGACAGACAUAAGCAUCGCCCUCGCCCUCGAGGUUCUUCAUCAUCCACCUGCCUCGCCCUGCCCUUUGUUCUUCCCUCCCAAAACAACACCUCAAUAGCCCACAGCAGAAUCACAUCAACAUGGCACCAGGCGCUCUGAUCGUCACAUCCAGCAGCGGGCACUCAUCACCGCUAUACGACUCAGAUGACGCUCCGCCGGCAGUACGAUCACCUUCCACACAAGUCGAAUACAGGGGCUAUGAUCAUGUCACGUGGUGGGUGGGAAAUGCGAAGCAGGUGGCUCAGUACUACACAACUCGCAUGGGCUUCCAGCCUGUAGCAUACAAGGGUCUGGAGACCGGAUCUCGCUUCAUUGCUUCACACGUUGUUCAAAAUGGCGACGUUCGAUUCGUCUUCACAUCUCCUGUCCGCUCAUCAUCACGACAAGCAAUCAAUCCCGCGCCACCAAAGGACCAGAAAGUACUCGACGAGAUGUACGACCAUCUUGACAAACACGGCGAUGGAGUGAAGGAUGUUGCAUUCGAGGUGGACGAUGUCUAUGCAGUGUACGAAAACGCGAUUAAGAAUGGCGCAGUAUCUGUCACUCCACCGCAUACCGACUUCUCAGAUGAAGGCGACGUUUUAACAGCAUCCAUCCGAACAUACGGCGACACCACGCAUACUUUCAUUCAGCGAACCACAUACACGGGCGCAUUCCUCCCAGGUUAUCGCUCGAUCACAACCUCCGACCCAACAUCCAAAUAUCUUCCAACCAUUGACCUCGAAGCAAUCGACCACUGCGUAGGAAACCAGAACUGGGACGAGAUGGACUCUGCCUGCGAAUUCUACGAACGUUGUCUCGGUUUCCAUCGCUUUUGGUCCGUCGACGACAAAGACAUCUGCACCGACUACUCUGCACUCAAAUCAAUCGUCAUGUCAUCCUCCAACGGUGUCGUCAAAAUGCCCAUCAACGAACCUGCCGUCGGAAAGAAGAAAUCACAAAUUGAAGAGUACGUCGAUUUCUACAAUGGCCCUGGCGUUCAACACAUUGCUCUCCGAACAAAGGACAUCAUCUCCGCUGUGUCAAAUCUCCGCGCUCGUGGCGUGGAAUUCAUCUCUGUGCCCGAGACAUAUUACGAGCAAAUGCGUCGGAGGAUCAAGGAGACCGGGCUGCAACUGAAGGAAUCUUUUGAGACGAUUCAAAAGUUGAACAUUCUCAUCGAUUUCGAUGAGGGAGGCUACUUGUUGCAGCUGUUCACUAAGCCGUUGAUGGACAGACCUACGGUGUUCAUUGAGAUCAUCCAGAGGGAGAACUUUGAUGGGUUCGGAGCGGGCAAUUUCAAGAGUUUGUUUGAGGCCAUCGAGAGGGAACAAGAGGCGAGAGGCAAUUUGUAG
Molecule: messenger RNA, 1410 nt
Organism: Cercospora beticola
Lineage: Eukaryota; Fungi; Ascomycota; Dothideomycetes; Mycosphaerellales; Mycosphaerellaceae
Product: 4-hydroxyphenylpyruvate dioxygenase family protein
Biological process (GO): L-tyrosine catabolic process
Molecular function (GO): 4-hydroxyphenylpyruvate dioxygenase activity
Source: RefSeq, a predicted model, not a curated record